AUGAUCGAGGAUGAUGUCUCGCAGUCAUUUGAGGACGCACACUCUUGCGUCCUUUUGCAUCGAUCGAUGCACAUGUAUACAAAAUAAGAAUGCACACACAUACACACAUACGCGUAAUAUACACAUUCACCUUUCUCUGUUUCCUCCUGUGUGCUUCCGCCUUUGUUUUCGUUAUCGCCACAUUCCCGUACAUUUUGCCACUUUACGAACAUCGCUUCGGCACGCAUACCGCACGCUAGCCCCAGGAUAACAAGGACGAGUCUACUUGGCGAGAUGCAUUAGAGGCGAAGAACCGUGCUGUGAUCGAGCUGGAAGGAACGAUGAAACAUCUCCAGAUGGAGCACAACAAAUGCAAGGACUUAUUGGGUGACGCGAAACACAUUGAAUCGUGGAAGGAUGAGACGGAGACGCUGAAUCAACACAUUGUCCAGCUGGAGCAACAAUUGAAACGUUGCGAGGGCCUAAAAAACGACAUCAACGGGCACGGUAAAACAAACAAGGAUACCGAAAUACAGAUGAAAAAUGCGUGUCAAAGUUGUUGCAAUCCGCACGCGAAAGAUCGGUACGUUCUCGCGCUGGAGCAACAACUGGCAGCCUUGAGGAAUUCCUUGAAGACACCCACGAGCGUAACGAAAUCCUCAGAGAAGGAUACCAAUGACGAGAAGACGAACGGGAAAGUGGAGGAGUCCUGGAAGCAGGAGAUUGAAGCGAAGAAUCGACACAUCGUCGAGCUGGAGCUGAAAAUAGCGUCGUUGGAGAGUCUUCUACGGAAAAACGUGGACGUGCAGAAAGUGCGCGAUCUCGAGAAGAGGAUCGACAGGAAAUCCAAACGUAUCGCCGAACUGGAGGAUGCCGUGGAAGAGCUCGAGGACUUUCUCAAGGAGGACGUAAAGGAAAUGCGUGAUCUGCAUUAUCAGGUAUCGCUUGAUAAGGAGCGCAUUAUGAAACUGGAGAAGUGGAUUCAGAAGAAUAAUCUUACAAACGCGGGGAUCGAUAAAGCGAGAAUUAUAGAGCUGGAGGAGAUGGUUACGAAUCUGGAGGAUUACGUCAAGGAACACGAUAUCGACGGCCUUAAGCGAAAGCUGCAGGAUCGGGAAUGCAGAAUUGGUCAAUUGGAAAAUCAAAUUUCUGAGCUGAAAAAGCUGUCGAAAUUCAAGGAAAAUAGAUCAGUCAGAGACACCCCGACGGAGAGCGUUCCAUCUAACGACGGAGUAGCAGCUUGUGAGGUGGAAGAAAAGGAACAAAAGAUAAAGGAUACAACGCAGACCUUUUUAGAAGAGGAUAACAAAAUUCACGAGCAGGAGGAGAGGCUAAAAAUAGAGGUACGAGAAAAGGAGCAAAAAAUGAAGGAAAUGGAACACGACAUUUCGGAAAAGGACAAUAAAAUCCAGAGAUAUGAACAGCAGAUCAUUGAGCAACAAAAUAAGAUUUCGAAAAUGGAGAAGGAAAUGAUCGAGAUGGAAGAAGAAUUAUAUGAAAUGGAGGACGUUAGCGCGCUGAAAGAAGAGAUUAGACUGAGAAACCAGAGGGUGCAAGAGCUUGAAAUGGAGGUCAAUUCUUUGGAGACUUCGCUUGGCGAGAGAAUUGACGUCGCGAUCGAGGAGCUCAUCGCCACCCUGAAGGAGAAGGAGGAAAUAGAGCUUCAGCUGAAGAAGAACCUUGCAGAUAAAGGGCGUAAAUUAGAGGAGUUGGACGCGGCUCUUCGUCAGAACAUCACUAUCACGGACGAGAUUGAGGCGAAGUUCAACUGCGAGAAGAAACUCAGAAAAGAAGCUGACCAAAGAAUCACCGAGAUGGAGGAAAAAAUCGCAGUCAUGCAGGCUGCUUCAGCCACAAAAUGCAUUACAUGUAAGCCUCUCCUUUACAAGAUAUUUAAGACUGAAGAGAAGCUCGUUCAAUCGAAUCAAGAGAAAACGGUUCAACUUCAAGAGUUGCAUCAAAUUAGACGUGAAGCUUUAAAAGCUGCUCUUUCCGAAAAGGACGCUCAUUUAGCUUUGUUGGAACAUUCAGGUAUAAAAACUCCGAUACAAGCAGAUCAAGCGGCAAAACUAAGAAUCGAUAAGCAAAUAUUACUUGAGAAAUUGAGAGAAGAGGACGAAAAAAUUAUGAAAUUGGACUGCAAACAGGAAACAACGUCACAACUACUUCAAAAAAGAUUCAAGAUAUCCGACGUCAAUGAAGACAGUAAUGAUAACAAUAAUAAUUCCUUUGACGACUGUUUUAGUAGAAUCAGUUCACCGAAAUCAAUUGCGGUAAAUGGUGACAGCUCAUCGACAUCAUCUAUCUCAAGCUGCAAGUAUUCGACAAGGACGUCGAUGGAGUCCGAUUUAAAAGAGGAGGAUCAAUCCCGGAUUCAUCAGCAGGAUACCAGAUAAGUACUCGAGGCCACCUACGGUAUUUCGAAGUAUCGGUCCCUUCGUUACCUUAAUGUUGUCAUACGCACACACACCCGCGAACGUAGAGGCAGUAUGUAGAAACGUAGCGAAAGACAAAGAAAACGAAAUAGACAACUGCAACAGCAAAACUCAAAUACACCACCAAUAUCAACAACUACAGCAACAGCCAACACCCCCGCCUGUGCCGCUCAUCACGCAUCUAUCUUCAUCACCAUCAUCAUCUUCGUCAUUAUUCUACAUCUUUCACUAUAAUCGGCAUUUUAUUAUUCACGCGAUACUUAAUGAUGGAAAGAAUUGUCAAGAUCGAGAAACUAGAAGCUUCUUGAGACUGUUGGUAAUCCAAAUAGGUAACAUUUGCUGGUUUACCACGAAUGAAAUAUAAUAACAAUGGAUGUAACGAUGGUUUCGGACAUUUUAUUCUGACACAAAAGUGCUAUAGGUGUUUAUCUUUUUCUCCCUUUGACAUCAGCGAUAUUUGGAUUGUUGUAGGCGUCAUAAUUGUUUAUUGCAAUAAUGUAUUAAAAUAUGCGAAUUGUUAAAAACAUAUGACAUUGUUAAAAAAUUGAUAAUUGAUUAGAAGAAAAUUGUUUUAUAUUUAUUUCUUUGAUACAUUUAAUUUUGGGUAUGUAAAUUAGCUCUGAAAAAUGAAAUAAAAAUUAGAUUAAUGUUUCAAUAUAAUUGAAAAAAAUAAGAAAUAGUACCUGGGGACUGGAGUUUCUUGGAUUUUAAUAUUUUAAACAAAUUUUUAUAUUUUAUUGAUUCGAAUAUUCUAGGAAAUCCAAAUAUUUAUAAGAGCUUACUUUUAAUUCUUUGUUUUGUGCUAAUCUAAUUUGCUUAAAGAAUUUAACAGUUUGAUAAGUUUACAUAUACAUACAUAUAUUGGUAUUCCUUAAUAUAUAAAUAAAAUUACAAUUGAGAUAAAUUAUAUAAUCGUCCUGUCGUUUUCGUCCUAAAGAAAAAAGUGAGUAAAUUUAAAAAAUUGAUAUAAAAAUUUAUAUACAUGAUGUUGCAUUCAUAAUCAAAGAAGUUAGCUUUACUCAUGUUACAAUAUUAGUUUUAUUCUUUUCACUUGCGUUUAUUUCAAUUUGUGAGAAUCAAUUGGGAAACGAUCAGAUUUUAAAACCAGCGUCUGUGAUUUCGGAAAUUAAUAUUUAAAAAAUCAAAAAGUUUGAGAAAUAUUUCCGGAUGUAUUACCUCUAGAGUGUCGCGUUAAAUUAUUGCAAUCGUCUAACCGCUAAUCGCAAAUGUGGGAAUACGCAGAAGGAUACGCCGUAAGUACCAGUACGCGACGUGCACGUGAUCAGAAUGGACUCUUUAAGACGCGCUCCGUGAAAAAUUGCGGGAAGCCAAGAGAACGUAGCCGAGGCACUAAAGAAAAAAAAAAGAGAAAAUCUCUUGUAAAUAAUACUUAUGUUAUUUCUUCCACCCGACGCAACUGUCCCGAAAGUCAUAAACGAUUCCUCGGAAGCUCCUGUAUUUAAAGAUCUAUAUCCAUUCCUAAAGUACACCACUGUAGAAUAGGAAUUUAUUAUGUGUACACGCAUAAGUAUCGCUCUAAUCCGCAUUUACUCGAGACUGUCCUAUCGGAGAAUGCACGGUCAUUAACACGUAUGUAUAUCGCGCAGGGGGAUAACAGAUCGUAAUAAAAUAUCGCAAGGGAGAAGUGUGCGCUCUUAAAUCCUCGAGAACUGACUAAAAAAAAAAGGCUUUGAAAUGUGCGCUUGUUUAAAAAGCGUCGGCAGAAACUCACGGCGACAUAAAUAAUUAUUUAAUGAAACGAGACUACCGUUACAUAUUUACAAGUUACAAGAACUGUCGUCGCUGAUCGUGCAUAUUACGUGGCGCAUUUAAAGGCGCACGAUGCGAUAUUUUAUUACGCUCUCCUUCUUCUCCUUACACCCCCUUCAAUGACCGUUGGCUACCGUCGAAAAUUACUAGAAACGGCACAAGACGUUUGACAUAUAAAGGGCUUGAAAUGUGUCAUUUUUGGAGACUGGCGAGCUGGCGAGCGAUCUGGGAUGCUGCGACGUGCAAUAUCUGUAACGUGAGAAUUACGUUAGUAACGACGAGAGUGCGUUGCAGCACUUCUGAAUAACAAAUUGUUUUUUGUGAGAAUUACACGGUAGCGUGUUGCAAAAGUAAAAACGACCAACGGAGGAAGAUCCCGCCGAAUGGCACAUUCUCGGAUCGUUCGGUCGCGCCCGCCGCUGAUAUCGUCGCGUCUGCCAUUGCGGUGAGUUAAAUUGCGAAAUGUUGAAAGUGUAAAAUUUUAUCGUUAAUACUUGAGGAUAGCUCCUCUGUGAACUCUGCGGGUAUAUGGCAGCACUACUCUCGUUGCUGGCUUAUUCAUUCGUUUAACUCCGACGCCUCUUUGCAUCUUGAAACGUCUACGAACCACUUAGAACCCAAAAGACUUAUUAACUCGAACUUUAUAAUAUAUCUAAACGUUAGGACAACUGUAAGCUGGAAUCAAAGUGCGUGUUGUGCGUGGCAUGGAUACUUGUUAGAGCGAAGCAUCGCGAGCUGUAAAAUGCAUAUUUGUAGAAAUUAAAAAAGAAGUAUCACUCUUUUAUUUAAACAAUUUCUUGUUAUUAAAAUUAUUAUUCUUAUUAACACACUAACUAUAAAUUGCAAAAUUUUAAUGUUGGAAUAUUAUUUUAAUUUGAAUUUAAUUCACAAUAAUGUAUCUUUAAUCAAAUCGCGAUACUUGGCCGCAAUUCUUGCCAGAAUAAUGGUAUGCGUUGUCACAAAAAACUGCUUCCUCUCUUACUUCUGACCUCCAAUCUCAUGUAGAUACAGGUGCAGAUACGAGACAAUUUAAUUACGUUUCAUAUUACUAAGACCACGUGAAUAAAGUAAAUUUACGUUAAAUUUAAAUUUUCACAAGAAUCAAAUACAGACAAUCUAAUGGUUGCUGAUAAUAUUAUGGACCAUCUAAAUAUUUUUCCUCUUUUUGGAAUCAAUAAGAGUUUAUACAACGCGUUUUCUCUUAUUGCUCAUAUUUUUAUAAAGGUGUUGGAGAGGUGAUAAAAUUUUAUUGAUCACACAACAAAGUUGUUGAGAUGUUCUAAUUCUGUUAAGAGCAAUAGCUGCUGUUAUUUCAUUUCUGUUAACUUCUCACGAUUUAUGCAUCUUGCAAAUUUUCCUAUUUAUUUGCAAGAAUUAUUACCAAUUUUAAAUGGAAGAUGUAGCGUGACCGUUAAAUGUCUCUUUCGUGUCGAUCGAGUCGAGAGAUCGAAGGUAAGAUAGAGAGGAAGGACAAUGGGACAGAAAUCAGAAGAAACAAUUAGUUAACGUGUGCCACCGUGUCAUAUCAAGCCUAUAUCAUCGUGUUACAUCAUAUAUAGCUAAGCAGAAAAAAAAUAUUAUCGUUAAUUGACACAAUUGUUAACACAGAACGAAUGGGGGCAUGAAUGUGUUGAGCGUCUGGUGAAUGCAUUUUUAAAAAACCGGCAGCAUUAUUUUUUGAACGUAGAAUUUUUUAACAAAAUCGAAUAUAACUCCGGAUACUUAUCUCACUUUUACACAAUACUUGACAUUUUUUAAACCUUCGACUUUUACUCAUUCUUGAUUAGCACUGUGAAUACACGAAUCCACUUUCGAUGUUUCAACUCUUUGAUAUACGUCACGAAACUCGAUAAUAAUCUUAACUUGCAAUUUCUGUUUCGCGAAAAGCCGCAAGGAAUGUGUGACUAUGUGCACGAACGAGGAAUGCGACAGACACAGACAAAGUAUCAGAUCGAAUUUCUUGUUGACAUAUUAGAUUCUACUAACGUAAUAUAACGGUAUAACUUAUGAUAGUAAAGUAUUAUCCGAUCACUUCACGAAGAUCCUUUCGGUACAAUUGAUGUCGUAGAAUUUUUGUCGUCCACGGUGUCGUCGAAACGGUAAAAAAAAGUUCGAAUGAGAUAAGUGGAGAAGAGGGGGAGAGGAUAUAAUUGUGUAUUUUGCAACAGAUUGCGCCUAAAUCAUUAGAAGCUUAAUAAACAGUAGGAUAAUAAGCAUUUGUUAAAUUUUAGGUUUAAUUUCGAUUUCACUUACAUAAGAAGAUUUAGAUAUCUUGCGGAUUUUGAAAAGUUUGAUAUUAAGUCGUAGAAUCUGAUGUGGAAAUAAUAUGUAAUUCAGAUGUCAAUGGAUUCAAAUUAGAUUUUUUUAUUCAAGAUUGAUAUAAUAUCUUUUCUUCUUUAAUAUUUAUUUUUUCUUAUGUUUUUAAAUUUUACAAAACAAACUUCUUUUUAAAUUAAUUUAUUUAAAAAGGAAAAUAAAAUAUUUAACAAGAUUAAAAUAUAUUGAAUUUUUCAAAUAUGUAGUGUUUAAUAGAAACUGCGAAUUCGAAACUCGAGUUACUCACUUGGAGGAGAUUAGACUGAACUUCUGCGAAGCUUUGGGCAUUCUUUACAACAGCUAUUACACACGCAAGCAUUCUAAAAUUUAAAAUUAUGUAAUUUUAAACACCUUUUGAUCCAUCGGCACCAGAAUGUUACAUUACUUUUACGACAUCAAAUUUUAUUUAUCUGGUAUUUUUGUACGUGGACAGCUAGUGAUUUUACAGAUUAUGAUGUUUUAUAUUUCUUGAACGGUUUUUAAAAGACAAUUUUUGAGAGUGUUUUGAAAACGUUUUGAUAAACAUCUACAACUUUUAUUUAAAAAAAAAAAUUAAAUUUUAUUUAAGAAAUUAGUUGCUUCUAAAAUUUUUUGAAAAUAACAUUUACGAUAUGAUUCUGACUCAAAUCAAAAUCAUGUACUUUUCUUCAAACUAUAAACAACUUUUAUUGUUUCUAAUUAAAAAUAAAAAAAAAUUUGAGAGAGAUUUAUUGAAAUAGAACAUUUUAUAUAUAUAAUAAUGAUCAUAAUAUAGCUUGUUCUAAAUAAUAGAAUAAUAAACAUUAUAAGGCUAAUCAAAAUAAAUAAUAUUUGAUGUUUUAUAAAAUUGAAAGAUUUAUUUAAUUUUUUCGAUAAGAAAAAUGUCGAAUUUUAAUACUGAAUCUUAAUAUUCAACUUUCCAAAAUUUAUAAGAUAUCUGAAAUACUCUUAUUAGCCAUGAAAUUAAUGUUACUUGACAUUGUGACAUCCCGCUUGAGUUUAAAUUUAUUUUUAUGAAUGACGUCAAUUAAAAUUAUUAAUGAUUGAAUAUAAAUAGUUAAUACUUAACUUCUAUUAAUUUUUAAAUCUCCCUUUAAGCCUAAAGUCCUCCCAAAAAUAUCGUUUGAGGCAAUAUAAGGCUUAAUUGCGCAUUAUCAUGAUUUUUUGCCAAAUAAUUAUCCAUCAGUUAUUAUUGAAAUCCUCCCCUUGAACCUCAAAUUCAUACGGCAUUUAAGGUGAUCCUAAGGUGAGACUGCAGAGUGAGACAAGAGUGAGAGGCCGAAUGAAAGAAAGCGAAAGGGAAGCGGUCCCGUUAUUAUUUUUUGACUCGUGACUAUUAAGUGUCCACGAUAAGAAAAUACCAAAAAAAAA
Messenger RNA from Monomorium pharaonis (pharaoh ant), 7850 nucleotides. Its product is annotated as putative leucine-rich repeat-containing protein DDB_G0290503. NCBI's taxonomy places the organism in Eukaryota, Metazoa, Arthropoda, Insecta, Hymenoptera, Formicidae. The transcript is spliced from 6 exons. The record is from RefSeq and is a predicted model, not a curated record. Bases 321 to 2375 code for a protein of 684 amino acids.